GAACUCGUGAUGAAGGCAGGCAAAUAUUCAGGAGGCGACCCUGAGACUCACGAAUGUCAUGGAGGACCAUGUGUUGAUCAGAGCUGUACAAGUGCUUCACGACCGGGAUGUGACGACACUCAUCGACCACUCAGUGUCAUGGCGCUACCAGGAAUGUGUCUCUUCUUGUUCAACUUGCUUGCAUGCAUCCUCCAGGUCCUUGGCAAAGCAGAAGUGUUUGUGAAGGCGCCACCUGCACAAAGCAUUUUCCUGCGUUCCAAACGAGCCAACAACUUCCUGGUGGAGGAGAUCCUGCAGGGCAACCUGGAGCGGGAAUGUUACGAAGAACGCUGCACUUUUGAAGAGGCCAGAGAGUACUUUGAAGACAAUGACAAGACGGUAAAGUUCUGGAACACUUAUGAUGACAGGAACCACUGCAAACCCAACCCCUGUCUUAACGGUGGGAACUGCACGAACAAGGUGGGUGGUUUCCACUGCUCUUGCGCCUCGCCCCAACAUGGAAUUGUAUGCCAAUUGGGAGCCCCGGUAGACAUGAAGAGCCAGGAAGAUGAAUGGGAGCCGCGAAAAGCGCCACACGUAGCAGCAGGAAGGUUUCCGUGUCCCACUGAAGGCCCAAAUGUGUGCCACCAGCUGUGCACGGCGACCUCCUCCGCCUACACAUGCUCCUGCGUGGCGGGAUUCAAACUGCACAGUGAUGAACGAAGCUGCCUGCCCGAAGUGGAGUUUCCCUGCGGAAGACUUCCUGGGUCCCCUCAGACAGUAUCAAUGUGUCACCAUGGCAACUGCCCCUGGCAGGCAUUGCUGCUGGGAAGUGGAGGGACGGCGCUUUGUGCCGGUGUUUUGUUGGGUCCGCGGACUGUCCUGACUGCUUCUAGCUGUCUCCUACUGGAAUCCAACCCCCAACCUUCCAAUUUUUUUGUUGUUGCAGGUACAAGGGAUACAACAAUGUCCGUUAAAGCUAUCUAUAUUCACAAACGUUACGUUCCAAAUCACCAUGACAAUGACCUGGCCCUUUUGGAGUUGACCAGCCUCAUGCCCCUUGGGCCCACCCUCCACCACCUGUGUCUGCCCACCAAAGAUUUCAGCGAAAACAUCCUGAUGAAUUCUGGGAAGGUUGGUGUUGUGGCGAGCAUGAGCCAAUACCUGGACCACAACCUUGUCUACAAGAGUCUGGACGAGUGUCGCGGCCAGGUCAACAUCUCGCUCCCACUCACCAAUAAAAUGUUCUGCGUGACGGGACGGACUGGAAAAAUAGUGAUGCAGAGUCAAAAUCCAAUGCAGAAGGACAGUAUCAAUGGAUCCAACACUGAGAGAAGUUCAACCGCGUGGCAAUGUGGAGGUCUGUUGUCCGCUAUGCCCCUCGCCACGGUGGAGAAAGGGACAGCAUUCCUCACGGGCCUGCUCCUUGUGCCACCUAAAGGCUGUCUGGGGAAUGGGCUGGCCUUUACCAAAGUGUCCCGACACCUGGUCUGGAUAAGACAGCAUCUGGAGGCCGUCGAGUCACACGACCACCCAACCCAACAGUCAAAAAGAAACUAACUGAUAUGAGUGACCCGCUCAGCUUCUGGUGUCACACAUUUUCCCACUACAGAUGUUUUGUCCUCGACACAUAAAAAACUAACAAAACAACAAAAAACAGCUUAUAGACAUUUAAAACAAAGAGGGGAAAAAAUAAAAUACAAUUAAAACAGCGAACAGUGCAGGAAGUAUAAUUUAAAAGUGGAAAUGCUCUAAAAAGCAUGGGAAAAAAGAAGAGUUUUUAACUUGCACUUAAAAACAUGCACACUUGAGGCUGAUGCUGCAUAAAUGAUGCUUUACCAUG
Phyllopteryx taeniolatus (common seadragon) is the source of this 1822-nucleotide messenger RNA. It is a transcript of the gene prozb, whose product is annotated as protein Z, vitamin K-dependent plasma glycoprotein b. Bases 10 to 1539 code for a protein of 509 amino acids. Gene Ontology annotation, cellular component: extracellular region. NCBI's taxonomy places the organism in Eukaryota, Metazoa, Chordata, Actinopteri, Syngnathiformes, Syngnathidae. The record is from RefSeq and is a predicted model, not a curated record. The transcript has 8 exons. Gene Ontology annotation, biological process: proteolysis; blood coagulation. Gene Ontology annotation, molecular function: calcium ion binding; serine-type endopeptidase activity.